Haliotis rufescens (red abalone) is the source of this 564-nucleotide messenger RNA. RefSeq lists its product as uncharacterized. The coding region runs from base 94 to 432 and encodes 112 amino acids. Lineage: Eukaryota; Metazoa; Mollusca; Gastropoda; Lepetellida; Haliotidae. The record is from RefSeq and is a predicted model, not a curated record. The transcript is spliced from 7 exons.
UUGUCACGCCGCCAUAUUGUGGUUACUGACAGCUGUCAUUUUACUCGUCGGCAUAUUUUCGUUUUCUCAUCACAUUCUAACAAUUCAACGAUCAUGAGACCUUUGCAUCUUUCCGAUUCUCGUCGGAGGUCCGGUGGGCGAUUGUCUGGAUCGAUUCAGUCUGCCAAGGAUGUGGCCAAGAUUCCUUGUGUGAUCGAGAUGCCAGAACAAACAGUCAUUGUUGCUGGGUCUCCCGUGACUCUGCCCAAGGUUGUGGGCAAGAAGACCCGACGGGGCAAGAAAGGGGGACGGAGACACAGAAAAAAGAUGCAGGAGAAGCUGUUCCUGGAGACGCUGGUGCAUGAGCGAGUCCGGGACAUCAGGCUAGGCGUGGAAGCCAACCUGGUCACGCUGAACAGACUCCUCAAUGUGAAUACACACAGCACCAGGUAGCUCUGCCCUAUGGAUACAGCCCAACCUACAUCAGCGAAAAUGGAUGUCACCAAACUGGUUGCGGAUAUGCCAGUGACAGCCAUGCAUAUGCUCUGAAUGGAUACGGCAUUGACAACUAUGGAUAUGCUCAGA